UCAACUUCAUUUGUACUCGCUUCGUUUACGUCGUGUUAUUGAAAAUUUCAGAAAUGUUAUUAGAUUGGACGGAUCGUCGAUUUUUACAAAAAAGACCUUGUGUUAUAUAAAGUGAAGUGAAUCAAUGUGUUUUGUUAGGUUUUGUAAAUAGUUUUGUUAUUAAUGUUAUGUGAUUGAUAUAACGAAUCGGUGGUUCGCAAGAUGGACGAAAUGUCUAAGGGCAUGUCACAAGCAGGAAGCAUCUCUUCAACUGACAAAAAUCAGGAGAAUGAUGAUGGCGUAAAGCGUGGUUUGCGGCACGCAUGCCAACCAUGCUAGCGUUGGUAGAGCAACUGCGGUCAUAUCUCGGUGGAGGCUGCUCGACGACACCGUGUGUAUACGUGAGCGAAUCGUGCAUCGAGUGCGAACGAGUACGCGCAGCGUGCGAGAGACUGGGUGCGCUGGCUACGGUGCGAGGGCCCGAAUCCCUGCCUCCACCGCAGCAGCAGCCGGCGCCUCCCUCCUAUCUAGUGACCGCACCAUUUGAGGGAGAACUCUUCGAUGCAGCACAUAAAGCUAAAUAUAGGGUGCUGGGGCCCACAGCAGUGCUGCAGCUGGCGGAGCGCGAGGAGCCGCCGCCAGCGAACGCACGACCUCUGUACUCGCUGGCGAUGCGCGGCGCAGUCAUAUGCUUCUCAGGAUUCCGAAAAAAGGAUGAGCUCACGUACCUGAUAACACUGAUCCACUAUAUGGGUGGGUCGAUCCGUAAAGACAUGUCGAGUAAAGUGACGCAUCUGAUCGCGGCGGCGGCCACGGGUGACAAGUACCGAUACGCAUCGGGCUUCGGCCUGCCGGUGCUGGCGCGCUCCUGGGUCGACGCCUGCUGGGAGCGUCGGGACGACCCCGCGUGCCUUGCGACUGACGAUGCUAUGAUUAAGGAGCACAAGCUGAAGGUGUUCGCGGGGGCGCGCGUGUGCUUCGUCGGGUUCCCGGAGGACGAGACGCAGCACAUGGCGGAGGUGCUCGCCAGCAACGGCGGCGCCACCUGCGCGCUGGACGACGCCGACUGCACGCACGUCGUAAUGGCCAAUGGGGAGACUUUCGGUCGUUCGCUUAUCCUAUCACCCCAUCUCAACACUCCCAAUACUUCAACCAAACCCCUCCGAUCUACACCGAAUCGAUCCCAAACCACUCCCAAGAGCUCUCUCUACCGUAGGCUAUCGGCUCGCCUUUCGGGCCGUCGCGCUAGUCCAAACAAACAAACCAACCAAACAAACGAUGAAACACUACAAGAUGACAGAGAAGAAUGCUUGAAAUUAGCAAGGGACAGUAUUAGAAAUAGAUUAAGCAAUGAUAAAGAAAAGUCUCAGUCUGAAGAUAUCAGUAUUAUUAAUAUAGGCAAAUCAUUUAUAGACGAUAUGUGUUCCGAUGUUUAUGACACAAGUAACUCAUCUAAUGCUGAAACGCGGAAAUAUAAAGGUAGCAAUAAAGAAAACAAAUAUCUGUCGCAAAUUAUUCACGGUGGAGGCAGAAAUAAUAGUAAAGAAAAGCGAGAAGUUUUUAGAAAUAAGUCUUUGAAUGUAUUUAAUAUAGUCGAUUGUUUGGCGGAGGCGGGAUCUCUGCAUUCUUCUCUAACGAAGAGCUUAUGUGAAUUAGACCCAAAAGAUGAUCCUGGUUUUCUGUUGCCCGUUUCAGCGGUAAACAAAGAUUUACAACAUUCUAAUACUACAAUAUCUUCUGGUAAAAAAAGAAGUCGUAAUUCUACGGAAUCUAAUUUCCAAAUCAGUACAAUAGAUAGCAAUAACUUAUCUCCUGAUAAAUCAGAAGAUGUUAAUUGGAAGUCUAUUAAAAGACUUAAAAUUAAAGACUCGUUUAAAUUUAAAAACAAACCUACUAUUUUUAAAAGAACCAAAAAAGAAUCCGUUUCUAAAACUUCGGGUGAUAUCACUGUUGAAGCCUUAACUCCAGAGAAUGUAAAGCCUACGGACCCAGCGGGAGAAUUUGUAGCUUCGACUUCCUCGCCGAUUAGAGAAUACGACAACACAUCUAUUUCGUCCAUGAAUAUCAGUAAGCAAUCCGGAUUCUUCGAUAUAUCUUUUGCAUCUAUUCGAAGUUCGAAAACUGUAAAAUCAGCAUCGAAAUUAAGAAGAAGUGUUAAAUCAUUUACUGCUUCAUUUAGAAGCGAACGAAAAAAGAAAUAUGAAAAGAGAGCUGAACGCAAUACAGUCCAGGUAGACGCCAAUCAUCUACCUUCAGAAUUGAAAAAUAUGUCAACGCCAAAGAGAGACCUCGAUGAUAUGAAUUUCGAUAUAUCCCCGGUCCAAGUGGACACUGUGGACAGCACCGACAUGAGGACACCGGUCAGAGAAGAUGGAGAUGUUGACGAGUUGGACGAUUCGGUAAUAUUUAAGACACCUCAAAGCGUUUGGCUCCGCGCCCACCGGCACUCUAUCUGCGGUGGGGCGGAGCGCGGCGGCCCCGCCCCCCGUCCCGCCCCCGUCCCCUCGCCGCGCCGCGCCGAGCUGCGCGCCUCGCCGCCUCCCACCCGCGACGCCCGUGCCUUGUCGCAAUGCCAUGGACUAUCGCUACCGGUGGUAGACGAGCACAAUACAGUGGUGGCACCGGAGUGCUCGCUGCGAGUCCACGUCGUCAAGGCGGAAUGGUUUUGGGCUUCGGUCCAAAAUGAGGAAGCGCAGGAUGAAAGAGAGUACCUUUUUAAAGACGUAUGUAAAAAUGGAGUGAGCCGAAUGCCAAAUCCGCCACAGUAUUUGGAGGAGGUGUCGAGGCGGUCGUCGGUGGGCGGUGCGUGCGGCGCGGGCGCGGAGGAGGGCGCGGGCGCGGCGGGCGGCACGCCGGCGGCGCUGCAGCGGCUCCGCAAGCGCAAGCUGCGGGGCGGCGACUCGACGCUAUACAAACGCCGCUCGUCGGUGGGCGACGCCGUGCUGCUCAGCCUGUCCGGAAAUUUGCUCGACUGCACUCCCUCGCCGGACGGCAAGCAGCUCCUAGAAGAGUCCGAAGUACCUGAUAAUGUGGUGCGAAAAUUAAUGUCACCGCGACAGCAAGUUUUCAUGGAACUACUUCAGACAGAAUCGAAUUAUGUUGGAAUAUUACACACCAUUGUAAAUAUGUUUAAACAACCGCUGGAAGAAAUGGCCGAAGAGGACACUAGUAAUGGCAAAAAUCAGGCUUUGCUCAAUAACACAGAACUCAAAAUUAUUUUUGGCAAUUUACCGCCUAUUUAUGAAUUACACCAACGGAUGCUGGAAGAGCUUCACUACGCACAGGCGCAUUGGAGCGAGGAGGUGAGCAUCGGGCGGCUCGUGCUCAAGUACACGCCCGACAUGGUGAAGGCCUACCCGCCCUUCGUUAACUUCUUCGAGAACACCAAGGAGAUGCUGCAACAAUGCGACCGUGAGAACCCAAGAUUUCAUGCAUUCCUGAAAAUUUGUCAAACGAAACCCGAAUGUGGGCGACAAAGCUUGCAGGAAUUGUUAAUAAGACCAGUGCAGCGAUUACCCAGUAUAAGUCUGUUAUUGGAUGAUAUUCUGAAGCACACGCACAAGAGCAACCCCGACCACGCGGCGCUGGUGUCGGCGCUGGCCGGCCUGCGCGAGGUCAUGUCGCACAUCAACGAGGACAAGCGCAAGACCGAGGGGCAGCUGCAGAUGUUCGACAUUUACAACGACAUCGACCAGUGUCCGGCCCAUCUCGUCUCAUCGCAUAGAUCGUUCGUAUCCCGCUGUGAAGUGGUCGAGUUGUCGAAGGAACUCUCUGGGCGAGGAGACCAUCUUGUUUUGUUUCUUUUCACGGAUACGAUGGAAGUAUGCAAGAAAAGAUCCAAGGCUUUCAAUAGUAAAAGUCCUACAAAUGGCACGGGCACGAUGCGCAUCGGCUCCAGCAAGCCGUACCGACACAUCUCCCUCAUGCCGCUCAGCACCGUCAAACGCGUCGUCGAUAUACGGGAAGCGGAAGAUUGUCACAACGUGUUCGCGCUCAUGUGUCGGAGUAACCAGGAGCUGAAGGAGAAAUUAUACUCGUUCAUGAUAACUGAUGAAACCGUCGACAAAUCACAUUUCCUACGACAGCUGUGCAGGCAGAUGGCCAAUACUGUCUGUAAAGCUGAUGCCGACAAAUUUCUGGCAUGCCUCGAGUCGCAUCAGCUCGAUAUCGACACCAGCGAUCUUGCACUGAGUACUCUCUCUAAAGUGUCUAAGUUCGCCGCUCGCACCAGAAUUAAGCUGGAGGCGCUGGCGGGGCUGGGCGGCUGGCUGCGCGCCGACCCGGGCGCCGUCCUGCUAGACACAUGGGUAUUGCGCGCUCACUUACUCGCACAGGUCGGGCGCGCGCUCUCCUUCAAUAAGACGCCCUCGAAGCUGAAGCGGGCGAUGUCAUCCAUGAUCUCACCGUUCGGGUCCACCUCCAACCUGACGCCCGCCUCGCAGCUCGCGCAGAUGAGACUCGCCAGUUGUAAUAAUAUAAACGAGAUGGGCGCGAGUGGCGGCGGCGAGGGCGGCUCGGUGCUGGUGGCGCCGCUGUCGGUGCAGCCCACGCGCAAGGCGGGCGCGGGCGCCGCGGCCGCGCUGCGCCGCUUCUGACGCCGCUCGCAGCGCUCCGUGUGACGCGAGCCGCGGCCCGGCGGCUGUCCUCCUGCGUCGUCGAGACGCUCGUGAUUUGACUUUCGAGUUCGACGACCGGCGUCGUCGUCGUCGUCGCUCCGCCGUCGAUUCUUAAUAAUUCUAGUGACCCAGUGCCGAGGACGAUCGGACGUAGGGAAGUGGCAAGUGAAUGUAAUUUAUUUGUUGCGAGUACUUUUCGGGCUCGGCCCGUCGAGUGAAGCCGUUGGAAUCGGAAGUGCCUUGUAGUAUUGAAAGGAUCGAAACGAUCCGUGUGGGGUCGGAAGUCGACCGAUAGUAUUAUUUCGAAUUGGAAAGUGAGAACGAAGGAGCUUCGACUGUUGAAGGCGGAUUGUAAAUUAGAUUUAUACUAAUCGAUGUGACGGAAAUUGCGUGAUCGUCGAUCGCGUGAUUUGUGGAAUCGAGUUGCGCAACUAUAAACCAAAUGAAAGUCGAAUAAAAUUAAGUCAAUAAGUUUCAUAUUUUUUUAUAGUUGGGUCCUAUCUCCACUAUUGGCAGUUAAAUCGUGUAGCUAGUUUUGGGAUCUGUGUAAUAUCUUGAAUUAUUUAAAUCGGAUAUUUAAAAUCUUGUGUCACAUAGUAAUAUUGAUAUUAUUGAAUAGUCUUGAGUAAUAUGUACAUAUUGUGAUAUUUUAAUUUAAUCGUGAAAUAGACAGUCGUAGGCUAGAGUAGUGUUGUACUGGUAACCUACCAUUUCCGUCUGCUAAAUAUUUUAAACGUUCCUAAUAUUUGCCUUGUCGCUUGUGGACGUUUAAUCCAUCAAACAUUCAUUCAUCCACGAACAUCGGCGACCGACGGUCGCUUGUGUUCUCGCGUGCGUGUUUUCUGCUUUUUAUUUUCAUUAAUUUUUCACGAAAAAGCUCAAAAGCUUAUGACACGCACCGACUUUCAUAUCAUGUGUACGCAUGUUAAUGCAUUGUACAAAGUUCUAUAUUUAUAAAUAUUUUAAAUGAUUGAAAGAAUAAAGGUUUAUUUUCAAU
Molecule: messenger RNA, 5592 nt
Organism: Vanessa atalanta (red admiral)
Lineage: Eukaryota; Metazoa; Arthropoda; Insecta; Lepidoptera; Nymphalidae
Gene: pbl
Product: protein ECT2
Exons: 21
Coding region: 303-4574 (1423 amino acids)
Biological process (GO): regulation of cytokinesis, actomyosin contractile ring assembly; activation of GTPase activity; mitotic cytokinesis
Cellular component (GO): nucleus; cell cortex
Molecular function (GO): guanyl-nucleotide exchange factor activity; GTPase activator activity
Source: RefSeq, a predicted model, not a curated record